AGGUGCUCACAGACGACAAGUUGAAGGGAAUUAUGCGACACAGUUCCCAGCGGCAGUAACUGAAGAGCGCACAGAGCCCACCACUGGCAGGCAGCAGUAGCACCAGCACACAGUGUGCCUGGGAAGCCGUGCAAACGGGGUUGUACAGAGCGGUCGAGUAAUCGGUUUUUACAGACUUUAAAACAUAUUGAAGAACAGACAUGGCACUCACCGAUGCUGACGUACAGAAACAGAUCAAACACAUGAUGGCCUUCAUUGAACAAGAGGCCAAAGAGAAGGUUGAGGAAAUUGAUGCUAAGGCGGAGGAAGAGUUCAACAUCGAAAAGGGUCGUCUGGUGCAGACUCAGCGGGUGAAAAUCAUGGAGUACUACGAGAAGAAGGAGAAGCAGAUUGAACAGCAUAAGAAAAUCCAGAUGUCCAACCUGAUGAACCAAGCGAGGCUGAAGGUCCUGAAGGCCCGUGACGACAUGGUCACGGAUUUGUUGAAUGAGGCUCGUAAACGGCUUGCAGAGAUUGCCAAGGACCCUGCUCGGUACUCUACCCUAUUGGAGGGUCUGGUGCUUCAGGGAUUCUAUCAACUGCUGGAACCUAAGGUCACCAUUCGAUGCCGACAGCAGGAUGUCGAAAUGGUUCAGGCUGCAGUUAAUAAGAACAUCCCUAUUUACAAAGAGGCAGUGAAUAGCAACAUAGUCGUCAAAAUCGACCAGGAGCGUUUUCUUCCAUCGGACAUUUGUGGAGGAGUUGAAGUAUAUAAUGAUAAUGGAAAGAUCAAGGUUUCGAACACGUUGGAGUGCAGGAUAGAACUUAUAGCCCAACAGAUGAUGCCUGAGAUCAGAGUGGAGUUGUUCGGUGCCAACCCCAAUCGCAAGUUCACGGAUUAACAUUGGAUUUGAUGAGAGCGUGAGCGGAAUAUACUACAAGGUGACCUCAGACCAUCAUCAUAUUGAGCAAGAGUCUGCACAAUCACCUAUAAAUCAGCAAGGGUCAAAGAAAUCCCUGGCUUACGUAAGGAGAUGCCACGGGUGUGUUCAUAUAUCUUUUUAUUUUUGUACUAAUGGAUUGAAUAACAAUUCAACGUGCACUUUUAUUUACGUUUAAGUGCCAUCUCAUUUUACCUCAUCAGGUGUUUUCCAAAGGACUGCUUUUAACUGUAGUGUCAUUGUAAAUACGUAUAGCUUCAGUUGUUUUGGGAAAUCUGUUGCACUACUGUUUGAUUAAAGCAAUCAAUGCUACAUAUUUAGGUCACCAAAAAUAUACAUUUUGGAUGCUUAGUCUACGUUUUUUGUUUUUUUUGGACUAUAAUCUACAAUGAUCUUGGUCUGGUAUGUUUGCCAUGUUUUUUGACAGCUCUGAAGCACUUGAUGAACAACCAGAGAAAUAAAUGUGUGUGACACACAGAAAUCGG
Scatophagus argus is the source of this 1405-nucleotide messenger RNA. It is a transcript of the gene atp6v1e1a, whose product is annotated as ATPase H+ transporting V1 subunit E1a. The transcript is spliced from 10 exons. Gene Ontology annotation, cellular component: proton-transporting two-sector ATPase complex, catalytic domain. Gene Ontology annotation, biological process: proton transmembrane transport. NCBI's taxonomy places the organism in Eukaryota, Metazoa, Chordata, Actinopteri, Scatophagidae. Gene Ontology annotation, molecular function: proton-transporting ATPase activity, rotational mechanism. The record is from RefSeq and is a predicted model, not a curated record. Bases 201 to 881 code for a protein of 226 amino acids.